Messenger RNA from Angiostrongylus costaricensis, 1518 nucleotides. The record is from the annotation of a GenBank genome assembly. Lineage: Eukaryota; Metazoa; Nematoda; Chromadorea; Rhabditida; Metastrongylidae.
AACUCGAAAAAAAACAGAAAUUAUUCAUCAGGAAGUUCAUCCACUGAGCCGAUGAUUCUUCAAGAAGGCAAGGCCAAAUUACGACUUGACAAACCGGUUUUCUACAAUCCUGUUCAAGAAUUCAACAGAGACUUGACGUACGAUUGUUUUCUCCGUUUUAUCCAACGUAUUCUUUGUGUGAUGGUUCACAAUCUAAAAAUAGUUUUAAAGGGUGAUUCGGUUAGAAUUCUGGAUGCCCUAUCUGCCACUGGAUUGCGAGCAUUGCGUUUCGCCCAAGAGGUUGAACACGUAGAUUUUGUGUUGGCUAAUGAUUUCUCUGAGAACGCUGUGCAGAUAAUUAAGGACCACAUCGUUCUGAAUGGACUCGAAAACAAAGUGAUUGCGAACUUCGGUGAUGCCAUUGAGACGAUGAUGAACCAUCGAAGCAUAAAUAAACGCUUCCAUGCUGUCGAUCUGGAUCCAUACGGAUCAGCUUCCAUAUUCUUGGAUUCGGCUGUGCAAUGUGUAGCAGAGAACGGAAUUCUAAUGGUUACCUGCACUGAUAUGGCUGUUUUGUGUGGUAAUACACCUGAAACGUGUUACAACAAAUAUGGCUCGACAACUGUUCGGAUGAAGUGUUGCCACGAACUGGCGCUUCGGAUUCUCCUUCGAUCCAUCGAUUCUCAUGCCAAUCGAUAUAGUCGUUAUGUUGAACCACUGUUAUCUAUUAGUGUUGACUUCUACAUACGUGUGUUUGUCCGAGUUCACACUGGGGCCCGAAUGGCGAAAGAAUCAGGAACGAAAGUUGGAAAUGUUCUCGUUUGUUCUGGUUGCCACUCUAUGGAGAUUACACCCAUUCUUAGAAAGGCAAAGGAUGAAAUAAGUCUGAAAUUUUGCGCGAGCGUUGUCCGUCAGACGUUAAUGGGUGCUGAAAACAAAUGUAUACACUGUGGUUCCUCCGUUCACCAAGCUGGUCCUAUCUAUAUAGGUCCCAUUCAUAGCCGUCCUUUUGUUAAGCUAUCUUACAGCAUCGAAAACACUCCGGAGGAAGAGCGUCUUGGGACGCAUAACCGUCUGUUGGGUGUUCUUACAAAUGUGUCUGAGGAACUUGAUGUUCCCCUUUACUAUGAGCACGACCAGCUAUUCAAUGUCGUUAAAUGUUCAGUUCCUAAAUUAAUAGCUGUCAAGUCAGCGAUUCUGAAUGCGGGAUAUAAGGUUUCUGGAUCCCAUUGUAACCCGCGUGCACUCAAAACGGACGCACCUACGAGCUUCUUAUGGGACAUUUAUAUAAACAGGCAAAAAUCUGUAGAGUUUGUGAAAUCAAUCUUAUGGGAAAUUAAAUUUGGUCUUUUCAGGAGUGAGGUCAAUUUUCAACUUCAUCCAAAAGCCACUUUUCAGACGAAGACUGAUCAGAUGGUCCGGUUUCAAUGCAAUAAGGGUAAAAAUUGGGGACCGAAAGCAAAAGCGAAGGGAUCCAUAAACUCCACCUAUGCAAGUUUUUAUGUGAAAAAGAAAAUACCGGAAGACUCAGUUGAGUAG